AUGAGUUCUAUAUCAACACCAGAUACACAACAGACUUCAGCUUCACGUAACAAACAAAUUCAACAUGCAUAUCAACAACAACAGCCAAUGGAUUUAUUUCAACAAAGCAGUUUGAAACAGCAACAAAUCCAACAAUCAUAUAAGCAACAGCCAAUUGACACACUAGAGCUGCAACAACAACCACAACAAUCAGUGUACAAUAAUCAACCAGCCACAAUGUUGUAUUCACAAUCUUCUGUACCACCUUUAUCACAAUAUCAAUUUUCAUAUUCUCCAAAUAUGCCGUCUCAAAUCAAUACUAUGUAUUCUACUCAAAGACAACAAAAGAUCCCUAUGAGAAACACUACUACCUCAUCAAUACAGUCUCAAUCGAGAAAUUAUAAUUUAACUUCUACAAGUUCUAACAUGUCAAGCUCAACAAAUGGUAAUCGUCAAUUACGUGCAGCAUCAAUUUCAAGCUCAAUACCACAAGCUGAAUAUCCGGAAUCCGUAGUACGUCCAAAAGUUGCUACUACUAGAUGGGAUGAUGAGAAUACGAAUUGUUAUCAAGUUCGAGCAAGAAAUAUUUUAGUUUCAAGAAGAGAAGAUACAAAUUAUAUAAAUGGGACAAAAUUAUUAAAUGUGAUUGGAAUGACUAGAGGUAAAAGAGAUGGGAUAUUAAAAACUGAGAAGGUUAAGAAUGUAGUUAAAGUUGGUUCAAUGAAUUUGAAAGGAAUUUGGAUACCAUUUGAUCGCGCAUUUGAAAUAGCAAGAAAUGAAGGAGUUGAUGGAUUGUUAUAUCCUCUAUUUGUGAAGGAUAUAAAGGAGCAUUUUCUAACGAAGGGUCAUAAAUUAAAAAGCGAAGAUGAUUUGAAUGGUAAUGAAGAUCAGUCAGUAAAUGAAAAAGAUGAUUUGUUAUCUGAAGAUUUAAUUGGAAAUGUAGGUGGUGAAAAUAGUGGUGGUAGUGGAAAUACAAAUUCAAAUUCAACUACAGAAACAAAUAAUUCACCAAUGAUUACACAAAGUAAAUAUCAACAACAACAAGGUUUGCAACAAGCACAACUGUUUACACCGCAAACUAAAGAUGAAGAUAUUUAUAACCAAUCAUCACAGAAUACUCCAUUGAAUGUACCAAAAACUUUUUAA
Messenger RNA from Insectozyma verbasci, 1125 nucleotides. NCBI's taxonomy places the organism in Eukaryota, Fungi, Ascomycota, Pichiomycetes, Serinales, Debaryomycetaceae. The record is from the annotation of a GenBank genome assembly.